Molecule: messenger RNA, 208 nt
Organism: Ambispora leptoticha
Lineage: Eukaryota; Fungi; Glomeromycota; Glomeromycetes; Archaeosporales; Ambisporaceae
Source: the annotation of a GenBank genome assembly
UUAUGGUGAUCUCGUGCAAGAAGCGGCAAGGUUGGAGGAAAACCCACAUAUAUCAUCUGUUUGCGCGGUAUUGGAAUUAGAGCCAGAACCAGUAUAUGCACCUAAUUGUGUAGGAACGGGAUGCGCAGUCGUUGUGAUUAUCGAGCAGAGAAAGAAAAAUAAGAAAGCCGAUAAAAAAUUCGCGUUGAUAGUCAUUUCCGCCGUUUGG